This is a messenger RNA of Schistosoma spindalis, 2329 nucleotides long. Lineage: Eukaryota; Metazoa; Platyhelminthes; Trematoda; Strigeidida; Schistosomatidae. The record is from the annotation of a GenBank genome assembly.
CUUCUCAAUUGUAUAUUAUUUCAAACUACUAUUAAGUUCAAAUUUAAAUACCGUAUUUCAGAUGAAAAAUAAUCAUUCAGUUAGUCUACUUGCAUCAUUUAGAGUGGUGAUUGUCUUUAUUUUUUAUUAUGUCAACCUUCCAUUUAUCUUAUAUAGUAAAGCAAAUAGAUAAGUUUAUUGAUAAGGAUAUUUGGUGACACCCUAAACUUCUUGUAAAAUGUAUCGGAGCCAUGAAAAGAUUUUACGGAAUAAAUCUGUUGAGGCUAUAGUUCUUAUUUCUUUUUUUUUUCAGUCUUUCUUUCUGUAACACAUUCGCGAGGUUCAGUUUUCUUUCACUAGGUGGAUUCUCCAUAUCCACCAAUGCAGUUGAAGCUCCGAGCAUUCGCCUUCUUUCCUUUCACUUUCGUAAACAACACCCACCGCGAGAGGUCAGUGAGUAGGACGUCCCUGUAAGUGGCUGUAUACCUGUGACCAUCUUUGUGCGGACUCCCACCCUCAACCGUACCAGAACAUUUGGGGAUUUCUAUUCAGAGUUUAUAAAUUCAUCUUCAAACCUAAAAUCAUGUAUAAAUUAGAUCGUUUAAUACCAAGUUCAAUUAACUUUGUGCAUACGGAUACAAUGUAUAAAUUGGAAAAUUUUUACCAUCUUGAUAAAGAAAAUAAUUCAUCGUCGUGCUUUCAAAUAUCAAAUGAAGGUAUUUCUAAUGAAUUAAAUGAACGUGAUAAAAGUCUUCUUAAAGAACUUGAACAAUUAGACGAGAAUAUAUCAUUUCUUUUAAAUAUGUUUAAAAGUUAUAAUCCGAAAAAUAAUUCCAAUGUUUGUAACGCUCAAAAUGCUUCAAAAUCUGACAACUUUAUUUCUGAGCUUCAUCAGUUAACAUAUCAUAUUUCAAAUCUUUCAAAUCAUUAUAAAACAAAUCUUGUUGAAGAUGUACAACCUGACAACAUUUACAAAGAACUAUGUAAAUUAGACUUAGAGUUAGAUGAUAUUUUGAGUAUGUUUACAAACUAUUGUCAUCUUCAGCAUAUCAAUAGCACAACGACAAACAGUACUCCAACACCUUCAAAUAAGUCUAUUACUGUCCCUAAAGAACCUUUCACGCUUAUUAUUCAGUGUAAUCCAAAUCGUCCUCCGUUAUCGGUAAUAUUGUUUUGUCACAUACUACUUAGUAACCAAUAUAAAGUAACAAUUAACUCAUUUGUACACUCAACAGUAAAAGAACUACCUACAUCACUUAAGAAGUUAAUGGAUAUCCUUUCAAUUGAUAUGCAUGGUUCUCCAAGUAAUAACACAUGUUACUGGCUGUUUGACACAAAACUGUGCCUACAUUUUAUAUGGAACUCAAGCUGUCCUGAUAGUACUGUUUCAUCCCUUGAUAAAUCUAUUACACCAACAACGUUGUACGGAGAAUGUAUGCUUGUACAACUGAUUGGAAAAAUUCUAGAACCUCACAAUUUCGACCAACUAUCAUCACUUAUUAUUGCUAUAGACUCAAGUUUACUAUUACCCGGAUUAUCGAUACGUAACACUUCCCUAGAUGUAAAACAAAAGUCAUUAAAUAUUUUAAAUAACCACCCAUAUUUUGUGAAGUUCAAUCGUGAACUGCCAUCAAUCGUUGAUUGUUAUCUAUUUGUUUGUAUUAAGGAAUUGAAACUGUCGGAUGUAUUGCCAGCUAAUCUGAAAUCAUGGUUGCAGUUUUGUUCUAAAUGGAAAAGCUUUAAUUUCUUACCACUUUAAGUUAUUUUCUGUGGCCUAAAUUUGAUAAGUAUACUUACUGGUGUAUAAAAAUCUUAUUUUGCUAUUAUUUUUAGGUCGAUAUAAGGCGUUCAUAAGCAUUGCUUUCGUAACGUUAUAUUUGAGUACUACUUAUUAAUUCAGUGGUUCCAAGUGUUUGUCUUAUUUGGACUAUUUCCUUACUAGUACGCCUUGUUUAGAUCAAAUGAUAUUAAUAAACAUCACAGUUUCUCAUUGACUUCGAUAUCAUUGUACUAUGCAAUUUAACUCGAGUCAUUUCACUCACCAUGUUUGCCACUGGAUUUCUUUUAUAUUCUUAAUCAUAUAUGCAAACAGAAUAACCUGAUUAGUAUGGUACUAAAUCUACCUAAAUUUUUUUACAAAGGAUAAUCUAUCAUUAUGGUUAUGUUCCAAUCUUAUCUACACAGCAAAUCAUGAACUUGUGAACAUAUAACGGUCUUUGUGAGAAAAGUUGAUGCAAUUAGUCAAUAGCCAGAUUGAUUUUUGAUAAUGUUCUUAGACAGACGUAUCUGUUCCUCAGUAUUUAAAUGUUAAAUUUCUCACUUUAGCAACCAGGUACAAGUUCGUACACGA